AUGGAAGGUGGCUUUGGCGGCAUGGGAGGUGGCUUUGACGGCAUGGGAGGUGCUUUUGGCGGCAACAUGAUGGGUGGCUUGGGAGGUGGCUAUGGCGGCAACAUGAGUGGCGUUGGAGGUGGAUAUGGCGGCAACAUGGGACGCAAUGAAGAUGCUUCCGGUGGUGCUCACGGCAACGAGAGUUCACCACUUGUUGAGAACGUCGACAAAGACGGUGGUGGAGAUGAUGAUCCCAACUCCCAUCCACAUCUAGCCACGCUCGCUCCCACGUCGCGCGAGCCGCCGGUCUGGGCCAGCGCGCCGCUGGUCUGGGUAGGGGCGACGCCGGCGCAAGAGGCGGCGUACCUCGAGCACUGGCGCCACAUCCGGCUGGCCGAGGAGCGCCGCGACGGCGAGUACCUCGAGAUGCUCGAGCACGACGCCGAGGCCGAGGAGGUGGCGCGCCAGGCCGCGGCGGCGCAGGAGGCCGCACAGCCCGCGCCGUUGCCUGCACAGCCGGCGCCCGACAUGAACGCCCUCUGGAACUCGGCGUUCUCCUGGGCCGACCCUGCGCCGACACUCAUCGACCUCACCGACCCCAAGGAUGACGACGACGCCUAG
Messenger RNA from Aegilops tauschii subsp. strangulata, 600 nucleotides. Lineage: Eukaryota; Viridiplantae; Streptophyta; Magnoliopsida; Poales; Poaceae. The record is from RefSeq and is a predicted model, not a curated record.